Molecule: messenger RNA, 3635 nt
Organism: Psammomys obesus (fat sand rat)
Lineage: Eukaryota; Metazoa; Chordata; Mammalia; Rodentia; Muridae
Gene: Slc20a2
Product: solute carrier family 20 member 2
Exons: 12
Coding region: 412-2373 (653 amino acids)
Biological process (GO): phosphate ion transmembrane transport
Cellular component (GO): membrane
Molecular function (GO): phosphate transmembrane transporter activity
Source: RefSeq, a predicted model, not a curated record
CGGCGGACCGGACGACCUCUCCUUCGUCACUUCCUGCCGGCACGCGGUUUCCGGAGGGAACGAGAAGCCAGACGAAAGAUUGUGUUUAUGAUCCGGAGAACAGACUUCUGAAGAAUUGUGGCUCAGAUUUCCUUUCAAACUACUUGAAGAGAGAUCACAGCUUUCCCAGACUACAAGAAAAAAAUAUGGAAUGUGUUGUAGCACUGACUGAGCCUAACCAAAUGAACUGUACUGGCAGAAGUUUGAAAACCAGCGGUUGACAACUCCUUCAGACUUCAACAUUGCCCAGCACUUUCGAGAACAGACUCUCUGUUUACAAGAACUCUUGGCCUCCCAAAGUCAGCAACCUCAAAUUUUGUUUAUUUAAAAUACUUCUGCAAAAGAAAAGUACCCCAGAGUCCAUUUUCCAAAAUGGCUAUGGAUGAGUAUUUGUGGAUGGUCAUUUUGGGUUUUAUUAUUGCUUUCAUCCUGGCAUUUUCAGUUGGUGCAAAUGAUGUCGCCAACUCCUUUGGCACCGCGGUAGGCUCUGGCGUGGUGACCCUGAGACAGGCAUGCAUCCUGGCCUCAAUCUUUGAAACCACCGGCUCUGUGCUAUUGGGAGCAAAAGUGGGAGAGACCAUCCGGAAAGGCAUCAUUGAUGUGCACCUCUACAACAAGACUGUGGAAAUCCUCAUGGCCGGGGAAGUGAGUGCAAUGGUUGGUUCAGCCGUGUGGCAGUUGAUCGCGUCUUUCCUGAGACUUCCAAUCUCGGGAACUCACUGCAUAGUUGGUGCCACCAUUGGCUUCUCGCUCGUGGCGAUUGGUACGAAAGGAGUGCAGUGGAUGGAGCUCGUCAAGAUUGUGGCUUCCUGGUUUAUAUCCCCACUUCUUUCUGGCUUCAUGUCUGGUGUGCUGUUUGUACUGAUCAGAAUGUUCAUCCUGACGAAGGAGGACCCUGUUCCAAACGGUCUCCGGGCACUUCCUCUGUUUUAUGCUGCUACUAUAGCAAUAAAUGUCUUUUCCAUCAUGUACACAGGAGCACCAGUGCUGGGCCUGUCGCUUCCCAUAUGGGCCAUAGCGCUCAUUUCCUUUGGCGUUGCUCUGCUCUUUGCCUUCUUUGUGUGGCUCUUCGUGUGUCCAUGGAUGAAGAGGAAAAUAGCAGGCAAAUUAGAAAAGGAGAGUGCCCUGUCCCGCACCUCUGAUGAAAGCCUCAGGAAAGUCCAGGAAGCGGAGUCCCCUGUCUUUAAGGAGCUCCCAGGUGCCAAAGCCAAUGAUGACAGCGCUGCCCCCCUCACUAACCUGUCUGGGGAGGCUGGGGGAACCUCGGAAGGCACAUCAACAGGGAACCACCCCCGGGCUUCCUAUGGACGGGCACUUUCCAUGACUCACGGCUCUGCAAAGUCACCCAUCUCCAACGGCACGUUUGGCUUUGAAGGCCACAUGCGGAAUGACGGUCAUGUCUAUCACACCGUACACAAAGACUCGGGGCUCUACAAAGACUUGCUGCACAAAAUCCAUGUAGACAAGGGCGCCGAGGAGAAGCCAGCUCAGGAGAACAACUACAGGCUGCUCCGGAGGAACAACAGCUACACGUGCUACACGGCGGCCAUCUGUGGCAUGCCGGUGCACGCCACCUUCCGAGCCUCGGACAGCUCCUCCGCCCCUGAGGACAGCGAGAAGCUGGUGGGCGACACCGUGUCCUACUCCAAGAAGAGGCUUCGCUACGACAGCUACUCUAGCUACUGCAACGCAGUAGCGGAGGCGGAGAUUGAGGCUGAAGAGGGUGGUGUGGAAAUGAGGCUGGCCUCUGAGCUGGCCGACCCUGACCAGCCUCACGAGGACCCCUCGGAAGAAGAGAAGGAGGAGAAGGACACUGCAGAGGUCCACCUGCUGUUCCACUUCCUGCAGGUCCUCACUGCCUGCUUUGGGUCCUUUGCUCAUGGUGGCAAUGAUGUGAGCAAUGCUAUUGGUCCCCUUGUGGCCUUGUGGCUGAUAUACGAACAAGGUGGAGUCAUGCAAGAAGCCGCUACUCCGGUCUGGCUGCUGUUUUAUGGAGGAGUUGGGAUCUGCACGGGUCUCUGGGUUUGGGGGAGAAGAGUGAUCCAGACCAUGGGGAAGGACCUCACGCCAAUCACACCGUCCAGUGGCUUCACUAUUGAGCUGGCCUCUGCCUUCACGGUGGUGAUUGCCUCCAACAUUGGACUUCCUGUCAGCACCACGCACUGCAAGGUGGGCUCGGUGGUGGCCGUGGGCUGGAUCCGCUCCCGCAAAGCUGUGGACUGGCACCUCUUCCGGAACAUAUUCGUGGCCUGGUUCGUGACCGUCCCCGUGGCUGGCUUAUUCAGUGCUGCUAUCAUGGCUCUCCUCGUGUAUGGAAUCCUUCCAUACGUGUGAUUUUGUUUCCUCCAGUCGGCAAAUGGCCAUAGGGAUAGUCUAGCGUGGGUAUGCGCAUUCACACGUCCCGACCCUACUCCCUUUGGCACACACACGCCCCUCCCACAUACCUUCCAGAUGGCGUCGUGCCAUACACUGCUUACCCUGGCUGCAGACGCCCGUCCCCCAGAGCUACCCUAACUACUGUCCAUAGCAGCAUCCAUCAGCCUGACGGCGUGAGGGCACACUGUGGUGCGGUUACUCACAGGAGAUACACACUGUGUACCUUGCAUAGGCAGCAUCUGUUGCAAACAGACUCAGAGAGCGCACAGGAUUGCCCAGGACGCAAUAUUCUGUUAACUGUAUAUAAUGGCUUCAGUGCUGGCGAGUGGAGAUUUGAAAGUCCUUUUUUAAACACACUGUAAUAUAAGUGAUGCAGUAUACUUAAUGCAAACCUGGGCAAGUUCUCAGGCCCGCGCGUGAUUGCAUAAUGCUGGGAUAGGUGUUCGCACGUGCUUUCUCUGAGUGUGUUCAUGAGCUGUGUAUGAGUUACUGUGUAAUGUACCACAACUGCUUUUUGUAAAUACUGAAACUGUAAUUUUAAUGGUAUGCUUCCCUGACACUUUUUUGAUUGGAGAAUUUUGGAUAGUACCAAAGAAAUAGGGAUAACUUGCCAGUAUUCUAUCUUCAUGUUGUUUGUUUCCCUUCCCACCGGCCACCGCGGUGAAGCUGGUGCUCCACCCAGGCUAGUUGGCAGCUCAGCCCGAGCGUGUGUGGUUGGAAACACCAGCCACCUACCAGCAAGAGCCACACCGCAGCCACACCAGAUCCUGGGGUAGGUUCAUUCAGUGGCUUUCACGGUCACCAGCGUGGGUAACAUACAGCAAUGGGGGUGUAUAUUUAAACACUACAUACAUAUCAAGUCCAGUUCCAGUGUUCCUCCCUGUUCUGUCUGCCCUGUGGCCUGAAAAGCAGAAUUCAUGUCACAAACAUUUUGAUGGACUUGGAUGCUGCAAAACUCAGGGCUGAGUGGGAGGUAUUGGGAAGGACGCUGGGCUUGGGGAUCUUUGAGGCCUUUACUAUGUAGAACAUGCGUGGUUCUCCUGUAGAGCGGUUCUUUUCUGCACAGGAGAGUCAGUAUGACUAAAAUGUUAAGAGCCUGAAACCAUGGAAAUGCUGCUAAUAUUUUUAUAUUGACAUACAUUUUCACGGUACUUCAUUGUAAUUUUUUCAUUAAUCAACCAUAUUAAAUUUAUAAUAAAAAAGUACCCCUCAAAAGUUUA